Messenger RNA from Scaptodrosophila lebanonensis, 996 nucleotides. Its product is annotated as nucleoporin Nup37-like. Lineage: Eukaryota; Metazoa; Arthropoda; Insecta; Diptera; Drosophilidae. The coding region runs from base 1 to 996 and encodes 331 amino acids. Gene Ontology annotation, molecular function: protein binding. The transcript has a single exon. The record is from RefSeq and is a predicted model, not a curated record. Gene Ontology annotation, cellular component: nuclear pore outer ring.
AUGGAAAAUGAAACGCGCUCUCACCAUAGCUAUUCGUAUAAAGAGGUAAUCAAUGCUUUCGCCAUAUUCCAUAAUCCAUUCGGCAAGGAUAUAUUUUGCGUUGCACUCGAGCUGGAAUUGCGCCUGCAAUGGAUCGAGCUACCGCAGAAUAUUGGCGAAGAUAUCAAUUUAAUUGAUGUGGCCUCGAUGAUAUUAAGUGAUGAUGGGGCACGUUGUCACGCUUUAAAAUUUUCUCCAGACACUUCGCUCGCAAGGAUUCCCUAUAAAGUGAAAUUGGCUGCGCCUCAUGGGUUGAUGAAUCUUUCAGUUUUCUACACCGAUCUAAAAUCCAACACCACCAUUCAGCAUUUGAAAGGAGGCCAUACAUGGUUCAUUAACGACGUUGCUUGGGCGUGCGGUGGUGACAUGCUGGCCUCGGUCAGCGACGAUUGUUGUUGUGUGGUUUGGGAUUUGAAUGCCGCCAGUGGCGACGAAAACGUCGGCCGAUUCCGAUUGAGCUCUGAGGGCACGGCCGUAAUGUCCCACCCGACUGACAGUAAUUUGGUGAUUGUGGCCGAAAAGAAAGGCGCCAUACAAAUAUUUAAUUUGCGCACCAAAGAAUCCACACGGCUUAUUCAGACACCAACAGGUCCGCUUACUUCCAUUGACUGGCAUCUUCGAGGAGAGAAGGUUCUCCUUUUGGCAGCACUUGCCGGUGGCUCAACAUACAUUUGGGACGUUGGGAAUCCCUCAAGGCCACUCAAUGCCAAGAAGAUACAUGACACGGACGGCAUCGAUGUGCGCUUUCGAAAAAAUUGUGCUGAUAUCAUGAUUGCCAGUGUUGGAAAGCCUGGAAAAACACUUUAUGUUGUUCGCAAUCAGUCUAAUGAGAUAUUGCUUACUUUUUCAAUGAACUACUAUGGCGGCGUAGCGUGGUACCCGAAUUCUAAUUACAUAGCAUUAGCCGCGGGAAAACAUCUACAUUUUUGGAAAAUUCCACAAAGCUCGACCAAAUAA